This is a messenger RNA of Paramacrobiotus metropolitanus, 1878 nucleotides long. RefSeq lists its product as uncharacterized. The record is from RefSeq and is a predicted model, not a curated record. The coding region runs from base 537 to 1124 and encodes 195 amino acids. The transcript has 3 exons. NCBI's taxonomy places the organism in Eukaryota, Metazoa, Tardigrada, Eutardigrada, Parachela, Macrobiotidae.
GAAGACUGCAAAUCCUGCAGUGGCGGCAAGCGGUUGCACAUCCACUUUGAAAAUUCCCAUCUCGUUUGAGCUGAUGAUACGCCGCCCUACUACUUAAAUUUUUUUCUCUGCGGACCAUAUCGCCGGUAUUUGAACCGGUAAUUCAUUUACAAGGAUUCCGUGGAGGAUACGGCGGCAAUACAUUACGCUGACAAUCUGUGCUGAACGUUGCUUCAUUGUCAGUUGCCAGUUACGGGGCAGGUGGAGUGGUUCGGUCAGAGUAACUAGGUCGUUGCGCGUUGGUCUGUCCGAUCCGAUCGGAGGCCCCACAAGCCACAAAGUAACGCCUCAUCCACGCCCUUCACCGGCUCGCAUGGGUGGCGCCGGCUCCAAGCUGAUCAGUCCCAACCCGGUGAUCAACAUUACCAGUCCCUGCCACUGCGACAUCCAGAAGAAUAAAGGCGGCACCGGCCAGAACAACACCAAACAAGCCAGUCCCUCGGCGCCACCCCCCAAUUCCUGGGCAGCACCCAAGCCGUAUAACUAACGCAGCAGACAUGUCUUGCUGCAAGUACUCCGUGUCCAAGGAGGAGCAUGCCGGCAAAACCAAGUGGGGAGGCUCGUGGGCCGGCCGACUCUUAUUUGACCCAUCGGCCGGGAAAGCGUCCGCGACGUUCAUGUACCGCUGCCACUAUGACGACUUCUGGGAUAUGUUCAACGCCAUCCGGGAGAGCGAGGCGGUGCGCUACGACGAGAAGGUGCUGGCCAUCUCCACCUACAACUGCAAGAUCCAGGGUAUGGAGGGCCCGACCGCGGCGGUGGUGAAGCACAGCUUUGCCAUCGUGGAGACGGACGACUGGUACUGGUGCAUCGACAAGCACGACGAGGGCAUCAAUAUCCAGCGCAGCAAGAGACGGGCGGACCUCAAGCGCAGCAACUGGAGCGAGGAGCGGGAGUGGCUAUGGAUCAUCUGGGAGGAUAUUCAGCCGGGCACGCAACGGACGCUGGAGGAUCUGCUGGCGUUCAUUCGAUCCGAGCUGAAAGACACGUACAGCAUUCUGCGCAAUUGCGCCGAGUUUGUGGCCGACACGAUGCGCUUCUUAGGAAUCUGCCCGGAAAUCCGCGGCUAUUGCAGCAUACAGUAGUAUACUCCACAAUUGCUAUUAGCAUGCCGGUAGCAACAUAAUUGUUUUAUGUAACUGUACAGUACUAUUCUGUAGUGUGAUCGCGACUGUGUAGAAUAUAGCUAGUUAAUUAAUUUAAUAUACAGUAAAACCUCCUCGUACGUACACUCCCAAGAUACGUACACCUCUCACUUAAGUACGAAAAAUUCUGUACCGAAACUCUCCGUAGACUACAGUACAGGGGGGAACCUCUACGUGACGUACACCUCUACGAUACGUACACGUACACUUUUUCUCUGUACCGCCUAAGCAGUAAACUGUACGCAAUCACCUCGAACAUACGUACACUGGCGAGUAAGAAUUUGGUUUUUUUAAAAUAUUCGAUGGAAAAAUCGUAAAGAAACAAAGAAACUAGCUUAAAAUUGUACGUUGUCUUUUGUUCUGAACUGAUUCGGACGAUGUUUUCUGUUCGAAGUGUGUGGGAGAAACUUUUCCGCCUGCUUAUAUGCUGUAAAAAUAUUAAAAUUUGUGUGAACUAAUGCAACAUGUACCUUUCCGAACUGCACGCUGUGUACAGUGAAGUUGCAUGCAGUAUACUGAGCACUCCGCAGUGGGACAGUCCCCUCAUUAUACAGUCGCCCCCCCCCCAGGGGGCGUUGGGGGUGGCGAUUCUAUGUUACGUACACCUCUGAGUUACGUACGAAAUUUUUUGAACGGAGGUGUACGUAUCUUGGAGGUUUCACUGUACGGCUUUUUAUCGCUCGGUACGAUAUGU